GACUGCCAAGAGUUAUUUGACUGGCUCGUGGUGCAAGACCAGCCAUGACAUUUCCCUGUGGGCUCUCUAUGGACGACAAGGGCGGCGGCUCCGGGCCCUCCGCGCGGGCGCAGAAGUGGCUGGAGCAGCUCUGCCAGGUCGAGUCACGCCUGCUGAGCAACUGGGAGGAGUUCGUGGCGCACCGGGCGGAGGUGCAGCGGAGGCUGCAGGAGCUCGCGAGGAAGCAGGAUCCUCAUGAAGAGCUGGAAAAGUUCCAGCGGCGCCUGCAGCAGCUGAGCCAACACCAGGAGGAGACCAUGUCCCGUGUGGGCGACCUCAAGAAUGCCUUGGAGACCAGCCAGCAGUCGAUGGAAGGGCUGCGGGGCCGGGUGUCCGCGAAGCUCCAGGAGAUGGCCCAAGGCUUCGAGGACCAGCAGCGGGAGGUGCUCCGCGCGGCGGAGGAGCUGAUCUCGGAGUCCGCAGCCAGCUCCAAGCGCCAGAGCAAGGCGGUGGCGGAGGAGCUCCUGAAGAAGAUGGCGGAGCUCAACCACAAGCUUGGGGAGAACAUGACCAGCGUGGAGGAGGAGUCGCUCUCGCGCUUCGAGGGCCUCAAGGGCGAAGUGCAGGAUCUUUCCAAACGUCUGGAUGCCUCGCGCGAGGCAGAGCGGAAGGCGGAGGCGCAGUGGCGCACGCUGCGCGGCGAGGCGCACGCCCAGCUCGAGGACCUGGCAGAAGUGACCCGCACCGAAUCCGCGCGUGUCAAAGGUCUCCAGGAGCGUGCCCAGGAGACCAACCAGCGCCUGGAGUCGGUGGCACUGGAGGCGGCAGCAGGCCGACAGCAGGCGGCACAGCUGGCAGCGGCGCAGGGCCACCUGGAGGCAUCCUUGCAGGAGCACCUGGCGCGGUUCCGGGAGAAGAUGGAGGCAAGCGUGACGCAGGAGUCGAAGGCCCAAAGCGAGGCCGUCGCUCAGCUCGCGCGGAAGCUGCAGAGGAACGAGGAGCUGCUGGAGAGAUGUUGCGAGGCCUCGGAGGUGGAGGCGCUGCGGGGCCUUGGCGUGCAGCAGAGCGCGCAGCUGGAGCAGCUGAGCAAGACCUGCCAGGAGCUGACGGAAGCGCGGCAAGGAUUGUUUGCCGAAGUUGAUGGCUGCAGAUCUGCCGACAGGCAGCUGGAGGACGCCCUGCGGCGCAUGGACGCGCGCCUGGAGUCCAGCUCCGCGCAGGCGGCGCUCGCCUCCCAAGGCGUGGCGGAGGUCAAGGCCUUCGCGCGGGAGCUGGCGGAGAAGGCGGCGCUGCAGCUCCGCGAGCUCCUGGAGAUCCGCACCGCGGAGACGAAGGAGCUGGUGGAGCGGUGCGCCCGCGAGUCCUCGUCCAAGCUGGAGGCGCUGCGGGCCGCGGACUGUGAGCGCCAGAAGCAGGUGGAGGUGCUCACGAGGAGCUGCGAGGGGCUGAUGGAGGCACGGCAAGGCAUCGCCGCUGAAGUGGAAGGCUGCCGGUCCAUCGACAGGCAGCUGGAGGAAGCGCUGCGACGUGUGGAUGCGCGGGUGGAGCGCAUCAGCGCUGUGGCUGUGCAGUCAUCUGAAGGCCUGGGCGAGGCCAAGUUGCUGACGCGGGAGCUGGCGGAGCAGGCGCAGCAGGGCCGGGAACUGCUGGAGACCCGCACAGCCGAGCUGAAGGAUCUGCUGGAGCAGCAAGCCCUCGAGACGACCACCAAGAUGGAGGCCCUGAAGCUGUCGGACGGCCAGUGCCAUCAGCAGCUGGACUACCUGUCCCGGGCCUUGCAGGAGCUGUCAGAAGCGCGCAGAGGCAUCUUUGCAGAAGUCGAGAGCUGUCAGUCCAGCGACAGGAAGUUGGAAGAGGGCCUGCGGCGCAUGGACAGCCGAUUGGAGCGCCUGUCUUCGCUGCAGUCGCAAUGCUCAGAAGGCCUGGUGGAGGCCAAGGCGGCGGCUCUGAGCAGCGCGGAGCGCAGCAGCCGCCAGGCGGCGGAGCUGGAGACGCGCACCGCGGAGCUUAAGGACCAGCUGAAAAGUCUCCGGGAGGAGCUCUCGGGGAUCGGCACCAAGGAGGCCAAGACCGCGGAGUCCGCGUGCCAGUUGGCGCGGAAGCAGGAGCUCCAUGCGGAGGCCGCCUCAGAGCUGCGGCGCUUGGUGGAGGCGAUGCGGGGCCGCCAGGAGUUGCUGGAGCGCCAGGGCGGCGAGAGCGGGGCGGCGCUGCAGGCGCUGCGAGUUUCUGAGUCGGAGAACGGCCAGCAGUUGGAGCGGGUGCUGAAGAUGUGCGGGGAGCUGUCGGACGCCAGGAUAGGCAUGGUGACCGAAGUGGAGAAUUGCCGUGCCAUCCAGAGGCAACUGGAAGACGCCUUGCGGCGCGUAGAUGCGCGGCUGGAGUCUGUGUCCUCUGUGGCAGCCCAGUGCUCCGGAGGGCUGGUGGACGCCAAGGCCUUCGCGCAGAGUGCGGCGGAGAAGGCCUUGGCCAACUCCAAGGAGCUCUUGGAGCUCAAGGCCUCCGAGCUGAAGGAGCUGGUGGAGAAGCGGGCGACGGAGGCCACGGGGAAACUCGAGG
Effrenium voratum is the source of this 2535-nucleotide messenger RNA. The record is from the annotation of a GenBank genome assembly. Lineage: Eukaryota; Dinophyceae; Suessiales; Symbiodiniaceae.